This is a messenger RNA of Laccaria bicolor S238N-H82, 987 nucleotides long. RefSeq lists its product as uncharacterized. The coding region runs from base 1 to 987 and encodes 328 amino acids. The transcript has 5 exons. NCBI's taxonomy places the organism in Eukaryota, Fungi, Basidiomycota, Agaricomycetes, Agaricales, Hydnangiaceae. The record is from RefSeq and is a predicted model, not a curated record.
AUGACCGUGGUAAUAGACCUUGCCAAGCAAGGUAAUGGCUUCACCCUUUCAGGAUGUUGUCGCCUCAAACUGGGUCCCGUCCGACCAACAAGUGCUAAAUUUCAUCAAGCUCGAUCUUUGCGAGGUAAGAAGUCAGCCGAAUGCGUCGUGAAAAGCUCUGAGUUUUGUGCGAAGAUUUGUGAGGAGAAGCGAAAAUUUGUUGAGAAAGGUUUAAUGCACUCGUACUGCAGUAGGAGCUGCGCCCGACGUGGGGAGGGUCCGAGUCCAGUUUGUUGCGAGUUGGAUGGAUGUCGCGCAACAGGACAUUUGGCGUUCGCGAAUUUCUGCUCGAGAAUACAUGCAGAAGAAGCGGUUCGUCUAGGAGAGGCAGAAGGCUGCAUGAGAUGUGGUCUCCAACCUCGAAUGCUUGGUCAGUUAUGUAUCUUGUGCGACCGCCAGUCCCAAACGGGACCCCAAUUGAGGGAGCUGAACGCCCAUGACUCGCCGACCUUGGAAGACUUGAAAGCCCAGUUUUUGAGCAGGUGGGCAGCACUAGAGGAACCGGCAUAUUUCGAGAAAGCAUAUGAGGUUGUAAUCCCUCGCGAUGUCCGUAUCCUGCAUGACCGCUAUCGUUUGAACAACCCAAAUUUUGAAGAAGUCCGGAGUUUUUAUAGUUCGCAAUGCAUAUGUGAUCUAGGCCUGUAUGGUCCCAGACUAUGUAGCUUCGAGUCUUGUGGGAUUUGCUGCAUCGUCAAGUCGUUCUUCAAGUCGUUCGCUUUUGGAGAACCGAUCGACAAGGGAAGAUAUGGAAACGGCAUAUACUCUUACGAGAGUCCAGCACUUGCUGACAUGUUCGCAACAUCCUGCACCUCCUCACCCUACCGCGUGAUGGUCGCUUGUGAUGUAAUUGUCGAUCCGAAGCAGCGGAUAUCGAAACAGGUUUGGUCCUCUGCAAAGCUGUGCUUGUUCACCUGUCAAAUUGAGAUGUUUCACGUAGGCCUCCGGUAG